Messenger RNA from Funneliformis geosporum, 443 nucleotides. NCBI's taxonomy places the organism in Eukaryota, Fungi, Glomeromycota, Glomeromycetes, Glomerales, Glomeraceae. The record is from the annotation of a GenBank genome assembly.
AUCAACAUAAUGAAACUCUGGGAAAAUCUAAUUUUAUAGUCACUGCUGUUAGCAUAAUCAGUUCACGUCAACAAAAUACUAACAUUUUUAUUCAUAUUAUUGUAUUUUAUCUAAAGAAUACAACAAGAGAUAAUGAUUUAGAAAGAUUUGAAAAAGCAUCUGACAUUUGCAUACUUAAUCUUGAAAAAGAUAAUCUACCAAAAUCAUUACUAUCCAUUACAUUAGUAGGUAUAGCAUCUGAUAAUUCAGAAACCAAUGAUGAUAAAGUCAUUUUGAAAUUAAAUACUAGAGAACAUAUUGACAGCCAAAAUAAUAAAUCUUUUUCAUUUGAUUUAUAUCAUUUUUUGGAAGAAAGUCAUUUGUUGCUAAUUACAAGCAAGGUUUCACGUGGAUCAUCAUUAUAUAUUACUGGAUCUCUAUCUCUUAUUGAUGAUCUCUUACUU